AUGCUGCACGUUUUGGGCAGGUCGAAGGCAUCGUCGGACCGGGGAUCCUCGCUCGAGGUAACCAAAACACCCCAAGCUUGGCCAGAGGCCGUAUAUAAAAGGGGAGGGAUACCACCGUUCGAGAGAGCUUUCUCGACGACAGGCAAGACACCACAGCCCCAAGGACAGCAAGAGCAAUCUUCCAGGUGUGUGGGCAGCCUCGCCGCCCAAGUCUCCUCCCAGAGGCCAACACCGUUCACUAACCGUUCCGAACCACAGCCAAACGCCAAAGACCUUGCAACAACAACAGCCACCCUCCCAGCCAAGAUGCGCUUCUCCUCCGUCGCCGUCCUCCUGGCCGCCGCGCUGGCCUCGGCCGUCUCCACCGACGACGUGGUGGCCCCGUCCCUCCUGGGCGUCGAGGCCCGCGGCGCCGACGAGCCGGUGCUGGAGCGCGAGGUCAUGGACCUGGCGGGCAAGAUGGUCAAGCGGGCGUGCGACUACAGCGUCAACUGCAAGUGCGACUCGCGCGGCAAGCAGCUGACCGUGUGCGGCAACUGCCGCUGGAACAGCGGCUCCGGCCCCUACGUCGUCACCCGGAACAGGAAGCUCAACCACAUCUACGAGUGCUCCAAGGACGGCACCAAGUGCUGCUCCUACGGCCCCGCCAACGACUGCGGGACCAGCGGCGCUAGGUGCAUCAUCAACUAG
Messenger RNA from Gaeumannomyces tritici R3-111a-1, 690 nucleotides. RefSeq lists its product as hypothetical. The coding region runs from base 1 to 690 and encodes 229 amino acids. The record is from RefSeq and is a predicted model, not a curated record. NCBI's taxonomy places the organism in Eukaryota, Fungi, Ascomycota, Sordariomycetes, Magnaporthales, Magnaporthaceae. The transcript has a single exon.